Molecule: messenger RNA, 3758 nt
Organism: Dalotia coriaria
Lineage: Eukaryota; Metazoa; Arthropoda; Insecta; Coleoptera; Staphylinidae
Gene: yem
Product: yemanuclein
Biological process (GO): chromatin organization
Cellular component (GO): nucleus
Source: RefSeq, a predicted model, not a curated record
UCACCUGAUUGGAGGUGCGCGCGCCACCAUUCGAGUUUGCCCCUCGCUUUGCGGGAAGAAUUAGGUUAGAAGCGGCGAAUGUUUGCGGGCAGUGCGUGCAUCGCAGUCGCGCUGCGAACGCCGUGUGUCGGCGCGAACAUGUGAGAAGCCCGUACAGAGUGCGAAACCAGCAGCGCGCGGGGCCGUCUGCUGAGUAUAGUGCCGCCAGUCUACCCGAGAAUAAUGCGAACAUGUCAGAGGGGCGCCGCGCGACAUUGAUGCCCCUCGGCGGCGGCGGCAGCAGCGACGCCGCUGUCGACGCCAAGAAACGCCGGACAGCGGAGCCGCUCAGCUUGCGGCUGACGUUCGUCCUGCCCGAAUCCACCGAGAGCACAUGCCCCGUUUACAACUUCAAGGAGGAGCUCGCCGUCGCGAAGAAACGUGAUAAAAGCAAGCUGCAAAAUGGAAAGACUGCAACCACGAAUGGUUUGGAUCCAUUUGAUGAUGAGGAUGAUGAUGUUAAACGUAUUGCCAUGGAAAUGGAAGCUAAAUAUGGUACUGGUCCUCCAGCUAAAAAGAAACGUAAAAAUCGCCGGGACGAUUACGCCGACAUUGGCAUGGGUUACGACGAGUCUGAUUCGUUCAUCGACAACACCGACGGUUACGAUGAGAUGAUCCCGCAGAAUGUUACCACUUUACACGGCGGUUUCUACAUCAACUGCGGAGCGUUAGAAUUCAAAGCCGACGAAGGAGUCAGCUCGGACCUAUCCUCCAAUUCCUCCGAAUCUUCCUCUUCAUCAGACGACGAAGAUGAAGAAGCUGACUCUAAAAAGAGUGGUAAUAAACCCACCGCACCCAAUCGCAAACGUAUAUUAGACUCAUCCGAGUCUGAAGGGGAGAACGAAGCAGAAAAGACUGACAAAACCGAGAAGGGUAAUGCUGAAAAGAAGCAAAAGACCCACUCUGUUUCCAAUGGUGUACCACCCAAGAAGAAGAAGGAGGGCCAGCCGGAGAAAGUACUGGAAAAUCACAAGGAUAAACCACCGCCACCACCGAAGAAAGCACCUGUGCCUACACCCAGCACAACUAGUGGUAAACCUAGUAAAGAUUUAGCGAAAGACUUGCUUAAAAAAGACGAACUUGUGUCUUCAUUAAGUGUUACGCCAGUACAUGUCACACCACCAGCGCCGCCUGCUGGUGAUCUGCUAAAAGACAGUUUAUUAAAGAAUGUUAUCGAACUGGUCGCGAGUGGUGAUAAAAAACAAACCGAAGUGAAGAGUGACAAGCCAGUGUCUUGUAGUGAUAAACCCGGGAAGGAUCUUCAACUGCCUGCGAAUCUUCCGUCGAAUAUUUCGGACCUUAUCAAACGCAUUAAGGACAAUGUACAGCGUAACAAGGAUGCGAAUAAGGAUGUAUUUAAUGGGAAUGUAAAUAGUUUAUUAAUAACAUUCGAACGUAAGUCGAAAGUGUUGGGAAAACAGUCGCGAUCGAGAAUCUACCAGCACCUAGCAUCUCUAAUGAAGAUGGAGAAGGAAAACUUGUGUAAACGUGCCAAAAAUCUUGUAAUGGCCGAGGAUGCCAAGCGAUUGAAUACGCUGCUCGCCGAUCUAAAGACAAUCGUGUUGAAAAUGAUGAUUCCGUUGUGGGAAUCCUACGAGCGUGAAACGGUGAGAGUUAUGAGUCUUAAAACAGCGGAAACCGAAGAGAGUAAAAACCUGCGCAUGCCCAAGCGGAAGUUUACGUGGUCGGAUGAAACGCGCAAAAUGCUGCGUGAAAUUAUCAUUAUCAAGAAGCGUUUGUUGAUUUACGAGGGCAAAACAAAGGAGAGUAUAGAAAUUCAUUUGAAUUUGUUUAUUAAAUCAGACGUGCAGGUUAUCUGGCCCGAUGGCUGGAUGACAAUGGCGGCGCUUUUAAAUUAUGUAGUUCGUUCGAGAAAAACCGCCGGGGGCGUUAACACCAGCCAGGAGUUGAAUUCCAGCUCAGAGGCUGUUGUUAUGCCACCACCGGCUGGUAAACCAGUGACUAGCACACAAAGUUCAAUGGCUCAAAAUCAAAAAUUAAAGGAUAAGAAAGAAAAACCCAAGGAGAUGCCAGCAAAAGGUCUUUCCAGUAAAGAAUUACAGAAAUUUCAAGCGAAUGCUAUCUCUAUAACGCCUAUAGGUGUCCCCGAAGCUUCUACAACUGCACCAGUGGUUAAAAAAGUGUUGAAAACCAGUAAUGAUUUGGUAGCGAAUAAAAUCGAUUGUUUUGAACCUCCCAGAGGGUUGAGUAUCAGUCAAAUUACAUCUCCAGUGACACACAAGUCCACAAUACAAGCGAGGAGUAUUUACAAACCUGAAAAACAAAGUACACCGCCACCUGUAAGUGACAGAACGACGAAAUUUGUUAAUUUAGCGCAACAUAAUGAACCUGCACCCGAGAAUUUAACAAAACGCAUGAGUACGGAUUAUAAUAUUGAUAGUAUCAUGAGUAGAAAAUCAGAUCCAUCAACUCCAGUUAAACGAUCACCGAAUGAUAUCAUUGUACCUAAAGAAGAGCCGGAUAACGGGUCUCCCACGAGUACUAUGAGUACGGGCACGGUGAUUCCCAUUGAGAAUUUCAUGCCUGUUCCAUUGGCGAUGGAUAUUAAACACGAGGAAGAGGAUGUUAUUAUUUUGGAUGAUUCUACCGAUGAGGGACAAUCAGCGCCAACGAAUAUGGUUAAAACUAGUGGUAAUAGUAGUAAUAGCAGUGCUGAUUUGAGGAGAAAACCCGGGCCUAAGUCGAAGACAAAGUAUGUGGAUUCAGCGAUGGUGAAAACAGCGAAAAGUGCCUCUAUACCCUCAACUGUUUCAUCUUCGUCCGAUAAAAAGUCAUUAAAACCUGAUGUAAGUAAAGACAAAAAGGAUAAAAACGAAGGCGAUGACAUUUUUAAACUCAUGGAGAACUUAAAAGAGUUGAACAAGAUGACUACACCGUCGAAAAGUAUAGAUACGUCGCCAGCGUCAGCAGUAAGCGUGAUUGCAUUCAAUAAAAACUUUGCGAAGUCACCAACAACAGCGACAACAGCUGCAACUAGUGCAAAUCCUACUGGAAAGCAUGAUAUACCAAAAGCUAGUGACUAUGCAUCAGGGUUGACCUUCAACGAUGUUUAUCAACGGCAUUUCCUCAAUAGUCUAUCGACGACGGCGUCUACCUCUACCCCGGCGGCCACGUCGACGGCAAAGUCUCACAAUAGUGCCCACACGAGUUCAUCUGGCGUCCCCCAGGAGAAACACUAUAAUACCAAUAAUAAUUAUGCGACGGUACCUGGUCAACAAUCCACGAAGUAUAAAAACACUUAUCCACCUCAUACUGGUUCUUUUAAUUUAAUGGAUGAUAUGCUCGCGAACUUCAUAACUGAGUACGCGUAUCCCAAGACAGCUAAUCACAAGCAAAAACCGACGCAAAAGUAAUGCAACUGCCACGUCUCAAGUGUUUCGACGAUGUUUUCAUUUUCCUGGUGGCGCAAGAUAAGAUUUUCUCAUUAUUUUCUCAUUUCAUAGUCACGGUCACAAAUGUGGUCCACAUGUGCGGCCACUGAUUGUAAGUUUUCAUGUUUUUUGUUCGUUUUAUCUUCUUGUUCCUCGACUGGUAUUAUUUUCCAUUCGCUCGUCCUGCGAUGCGAUUUGUGUGUAAAAAUUGUAGAUAAUCGCGCGUUAAUAAUGUAAGUAACUAGCAUACAAAACAAAAAGCGCCCAUUCCUUAUUUAUUAUGUGUACAUUUUAAAAAUGAUUAAAACCGUAAUUUUCAUAAGAAAA